Molecule: messenger RNA, 953 nt
Organism: Salvia miltiorrhiza (redroot sage)
Lineage: Eukaryota; Viridiplantae; Streptophyta; Magnoliopsida; Lamiales; Lamiaceae
Product: transcription termination factor MTERF9, chloroplastic-like
Exons: 1
Coding region: 269-835 (188 amino acids)
Biological process (GO): regulation of DNA-templated transcription; chloroplast organization
Cellular component (GO): chloroplast
Molecular function (GO): double-stranded DNA binding
Source: RefSeq, a predicted model, not a curated record
UGGUAGGAUAUUCACUCAUUUUUGUCUCUGAAAAUGGGAGUUUGUUGUUUUGAUUUCAUUUAUGAAAACUGAGUUAGUAGACAUUCUUGUAUUUUCUGAAAGCGGCUUAUUUCUUGGAGGUGCAUUAAUUAAAGAUUUAUUUUUUAUUCUAUAAAUCGCAUUUUUUCUCUUGUCUUCACAUAUAACACCACUCUGUUUCCUUCUAUGAAAGGCGAAACCCUUCUCGCAGCGGCGAAUUUAUAAACCUUGAAACAACUAUUUGAAUCCAAUGUUUGCAAUUAUCUGUAGAAGAGGAGUAAUUAGGGUUCCGGGAAAAGAUUCAAUUUCUGUUGCCCUAAGAUUCCUCGCGCAUUUCUCCUGGGUGAACUCGUAUUCAACUUCAGAUGGCGGCGGCGGCGAUGCUGGAGGCCAAUCUUUGACCAUCUCUUACCUCGUCGGCGCGUGUGGGCUGCCGGAGAAGGCCGCCGUCUCUGCAUCAAAGAGUCUGUGCAUCAAAUCCCGAGAAAAUCCAGCCGCGGUGUUGGAGCUCCUCAAAGACUACGGAUUCACAGAUUCCCAAAUUUCGAGGAUCGUUAGUAGAUGGCCGCGCGUUCUGCAAUGCAGCCCCGACAAAACCCUGAUGCCGAAGCUCGAAUUCUUCCGCUCGAUCGGCGUUCCCGAUUGUAUCGCGGCGCAGCGCCUAUCUGUCUUCCCUAGGAUCUUACAGCGCAGUCUCCGAAACCAUCUCAUCCCCUCGUAUAAUUACUUGAAAGUAUGGGUGCGAUCCGAGGAGAGGGUGGCGAUCGUGUUUAAACGCGCUCCGUUGGCGUUUUCGAGCGGCUGGUCGCCAUGUUGAGAGAGAGAGGGAUGCCCGAGUCGUGUAUUGUUUCGUUGGUGGGGUGGAAGCCUAAUAUGCUGCUGCUCCGCCGCGAUAAGUUGUGUGGGUUUGUGGAUCGAGCUGCUGCUCCACAAUG